This is a messenger RNA of Perkinsus marinus ATCC 50983, 1547 nucleotides long. RefSeq names its product ATP-dependent DNA helicase, putative. Gene Ontology annotation, molecular function: ATP hydrolysis activity; DNA helicase activity; ATP binding. Bases 36 to 1460 code for a protein of 474 amino acids. NCBI's taxonomy places the organism in Eukaryota, Perkinsozoa, Perkinsida, Perkinsidae. Gene Ontology annotation, biological process: chromatin remodeling; regulation of transcription by RNA polymerase II; box C/D snoRNP assembly. The record is from RefSeq and is a predicted model, not a curated record. Gene Ontology annotation, cellular component: Ino80 complex; Swr1 complex; NuA4 histone acetyltransferase complex. The transcript has 14 exons.
CUUCAGCUCGAUUCAAUAGUCCCCUCCUCUCCGAUAUGUCAAUCCCCCCAAAGGUCGCUACUGAGGUCCGUGAUGUUCAUAGGAUCGAGAGAAUUGGUGCCCAUAGUCACAUACGAGGACUUGGUCUUGAUGACGCUUUGGAUGCUCGGAAGAUUUCUCAAGGCAUGGUCGGACAGAGAGGAGCUCGUAAGGCAGCGGGAAUCAUAUUGAAGAUGAUCCAAGAAGGGAAGAUCGCCGGAAGGGCUAUACUCAUAGCUGGCCAACCUGGUACGGGAAAAACGGCACUUGCGAUGGCUUUGGCGAAGGCGCUCGGCGAAGACACUCCCUUUACUAUGUUGGCUGGAAGUGAAAUAUUCUCACUAGAGAUGAGCAAGACUGAGGCUCUCACUCAAGCGUUUCGGAAGUCGAUUGGCGUUAGAAUUCGCGAGGAAGCGGAGAUUAUUGAGGGCGAAGUUGUCGAGAUAGAAAUUGAGAAAUCGAGUGAUGGUGGCCUUGCUAAGUGGGGAAAGAUGGUCCUGAAAACCACAGAAAUGGAAACUAUCUAUGACCUUGGGCAGAAGAUGAUCGAGACGAUUCAGAAGGAUAAGAUCACUGCAGGUGAUGUUAUCAGUAUCGACAAGUCUACAGGGAGGAUCACCGUAUUGGGUAGGAGUUUCGCUAGGUCGAGAGAUUACGAUGCAAUGGGGCCACAAACGAGAUUUGUGCAGUGUCCAGAGGGGGAGCUGCAGAAGAGAAAGGAAGUAGUCCAUACGGUGAAUCUGCAUGAGGUGGAUGUUAUCAAUUCUCGUACACAAGGAUUUCUAGCCUUAUUCGCCGGCGAUACUGGCGAGAUUAAGUCGGAAGUUCGAGAGCAGAUCGAUGCUAAAGUGGGGGAAUGGAAGGAGGAGGGCAAGGCUGACGUUAUUCCUGGCGUAUUGUUCAUCGAUGAGGUUCACAUGUUGGACAUAGAGUGUUUCUCCUUCCUCAAUAGAGCGCUGGAGCAGGAGACAUCUCCAGUGGUGAUAAUGGCGACUAAUAGAGGAAUUACUAAUAUAAGGGGAACUGAUUACAAGUCGCCGCAUGGCAUUCCUCUGGAUCUGUUGGAUAGGAUGCUCAUUAUAUCGACAGUGCCGUACACGGAGAAGGAAAUAAGGCAGAUUGUCGAUAUAAGGAGCGAGGAAGAGGAUGUUGAGAUUUCGGAGGAGGCGAAGGACUUGCUGACUAAGAUAGGAAUGGAUACAAGCUUGCGCUACUGUCUUCAUUUGAUUACCACAGCUAAUCUGGCAGCUCAGAAGAGGCAUUCAUCCGAAGUGGAGGUUCAGGACGUCAGGAGGGUUUAUUCGCUCUUUGUUGAUGUUAAACGCUCAACACAGUUCUUGAUAGACUACCAGCAAGAGUUCAUGUUUAACGAGCUGGAGGGAGAGGAAACGAGCGGUGAGAGUGAAGAGAAGAAUCAAGGUGAUGUUAAGAUGCAGGAGUAGAAGAGAUAGUCUUGAAAUCGAUCACGUGAUCGAUUUACGUCGAUAGAUAUAUUAGUAUUGCUCUCGAAGACUGUGGGUAUUCGAGAC